AUGUCAAUAAUUUUUUCUCAGACAGCAACAACAGCAACACCCAAGACAUCUGAGCUAAAUGAUAACAUUACCAUAUUCACCCGAAUACUAGAUGGGUUACUGGAUGGCUACGACAACAGACUCCGUCCUGGGCUGGGAGAGAUGGUGACCGAGAUCAAGACAAAUAUUUUUGUCACAAGCUUUGGUCCAGUGUCGGACACAGAGAUGGAGUACACCAUCGAUGUGUUUUUCCGCCAGAGCUGGAAGGAUGAGCGUUUACGUUUCAAAGGGCCAAUGGACACUCUGCCUCUCAACAACCUGCUGGCCAGCAACAUCUGGACACCCGACACUUUCUUCCUGAAUGGCAAGAAGUCUGUCGCCCACAACAUGACCACCCCCAACAAGCUGCUGCGCUUGAAAGAGGAUGGCACCUUGCUCUACACCAUGAGGUUGACCAUAUCAGCAGAGUGUCCCAUGCAGCUGGAGGACUUCCCUAUGGACUCCCAUGCCUGUCCACUCAAGUUUGGAAGCUAUGCCUACCCGGUGUCAGAAGUUGUUUACAAGUGGACGACAGACGCGGCCAAUUCUGUGGUGGUGGCAGAGGACGGCUCGCGGCUCAACCAAUACCAUCUGAUCGGACAGACGGCCGGCACAGACGAGAUCUCCACCAGCCGAGGUCAAUACACAGUAAUGAUGGCUCAUUUCUACCUGAAACGGAAGAUUGGCUACUUUGUGAUUCAGACCUACAUGCCUUGCUUCAUGACCGUCAUCCUGUCCCAGGUGUCCUUCUGGCUGAACCGGGAGUCCGUGCCUGCCAGAACCGUCUUUGGUGUGACAACGGUGCUGACGAUGACCACGCUUAGCAUCAGCGCCCGCAACUCGCUGCCCAAAGUGGCCUACGCCACUGCCAUGGACUGGUUCAUCGCCGUGUGUUACGCCUUCGUCUUCUCCGCGCUCAUCGAGUUCGCCACCGUCAACUACUUCACCAAGCGCAGCUGGGCAUGGGAUGGCAAGAAGGCCAUGGAGGCACAACAGCCUAAGAGAAAGGAUCCCUUGGCGCUCUCCAAGAAGCCCAACAAUGCGUGCGCGGCAGGCGUGAACUACACGCCGAACAUCACCAAGGAUACGGCCAUCUCCACCAUCUCCAACAGCACGGCCGUGCAGCUGAAAAGCGGCGAGGCCAAGGCGCCGGUUAUUGAUCCCAAAAAGACUUACAAUAGCGUCAGCAAGAUCGACAAGAUGUCCCGGAUAGUGUUUCCGGUCCUCUUUGGAACGUUCAACCUGGUCUACUGGGCCACUUACCUGAACAGGGAGCCGGUUCUGAGCCCCUACCCCCCCACAUAA
This is a messenger RNA of Sardina pilchardus (European sardine), 1323 nucleotides long. It is a transcript of the gene gabra5, whose product is annotated as gamma-aminobutyric acid type A receptor subunit alpha5. Lineage: Eukaryota; Metazoa; Chordata; Actinopteri; Clupeiformes; Clupeidae. Gene Ontology annotation, cellular component: GABA-A receptor complex; plasma membrane; postsynapse. The record is from RefSeq and is a predicted model, not a curated record. The transcript is spliced from 9 exons. Bases 1 to 1323 code for a protein of 440 amino acids. Gene Ontology annotation, molecular function: GABA-gated chloride ion channel activity; benzodiazepine receptor activity; inhibitory extracellular ligand-gated monoatomic ion channel activity. Gene Ontology annotation, biological process: nervous system process; synaptic transmission, GABAergic; signal transduction.